AUGCGCUAUAUCGCCGAAAACACGACCAUCCCGAUUCCCCAUGUUCACGGAACUCAAGAUCAUGAUGGUGGCGUUAAGUCUAUCUUAAUGGACUAUAUCGAAGGCCGGACGCUGCAAGAUGCCUGGUCCAGCAUGAAUCCAACACAAAAGAUGUCUGUUGCGCAGGAACUGCAUGGUUAUAUACAGCAACUGCGAGGCCUGAAGCAUGCACAGCUGGAGUGUUUCAGUCAUAAAAGUAUAUAUACACGAUGCCCAAUCGACCUGGACGAGUACCUAUUUUCGAGACUGACGACCUCAGUCCCGGAUCUCUUGGUGGAUUAUACGGCCACUAGACGGCCGGAGGAGCACAUGGUCUUCACGCACGGUGAUCUGGCACCGAGAAACAUCCUGGUUGAUGACCAUGGCCACGUCACUGCAGUAUUGGAUUGGGAGCUUGUAGGCUGGCAUCCUGAAUGGUGUGAAACUGUUAGAGCGUAUACCUUUUGCAAUGAUAUCCCCGGCUGGACUCCCUAUUUAUCAGCUAUCUUCCCACCGGAUCAUGCAACAGAGUAUAUGGCUGUGGCAUUUGCUAGAAAUAUGACACGGUGA
Molecule: messenger RNA, 588 nt
Organism: Penicillium coprophilum
Lineage: Eukaryota; Fungi; Ascomycota; Eurotiomycetes; Eurotiales; Aspergillaceae
Product: aminoglycoside phosphotransferase family protein
Exons: 1
Coding region: 1-588 (195 amino acids)
Biological process (GO): protein phosphorylation
Molecular function (GO): protein kinase activity
Source: RefSeq, a predicted model, not a curated record